GGCGCCUACAGUCCAUUCAAAGCCUACGCUCAGAGCAAACUGGCGAACAUACUGUUCACUCGGGAAUUGGCCAAACGGUUGGGCACUAAGAGCAAUGUCCGCACCUAUAGCCUACAUCCCGGGCCCGUGUAUACGGAGCUGCAGAGACACUCCGGGUUGGGGUCUAUGGGACACAAAAUGGCGAAGAAGUUCUUUCUGACGCCAGAAAUGGGCGCUCAGACCACCCUUUACUGUGCACUAGAGGACAGUCUGGAUAAGGAAACGGGAUGUUAUUAUGCGAAUUGUCUCAGAGUUGAUAACAUGAUAUCUUCGGCAACCGAUGAUAAAAGUGGUGAAAGACUGUGGGAUUUGAGUUGUGAUUUGGUUGAUCUCGAGGAUCACCUCAGACUACCCGCUAUUAAGACCACGGCCUGGCAGGACAACAACAACAACAAUAAUAAUAACUAA
Messenger RNA from Oppiella nova, 447 nucleotides. Lineage: Eukaryota; Metazoa; Arthropoda; Arachnida; Sarcoptiformes; Oppiidae. The record is from the annotation of a GenBank genome assembly.